Molecule: messenger RNA, 2477 nt
Organism: Cornus florida
Lineage: Eukaryota; Viridiplantae; Streptophyta; Magnoliopsida; Cornales; Cornaceae
Exons: 8
Coding region: 167-1675 (502 amino acids)
Source: RefSeq, a predicted model, not a curated record
CCAAAUGAAGUCCCUUUUAUAUCAUAUUUUAGACCCACAAAGAAAAACUUAUAUCGUGUUGCCCCCGUUUCUAAGAGACAGACCUUAAACCCUUGCACUUUCUCUAGCUCACCUAAAGCCUUCGAAGGUUGUUAACGGAAGCACCAACCUCUUUCGUUUAUCAGACAUGCGUUUUCCUCAUCACAGCCCUCUCCAGAAACUCUUCAACUCAAAAGUUCCCAGGGGUUCCAAACAAUUUCUCGAAUCCACACCUUUCACAGUACUACCAAAAACCCCUUCUUCACCCACCAAUAGACUCCUCUUCUCUCCUCUCCCUUCAAAACCCACCUCCAAGAUUCACCCUUUAGCUCUCAGAACUUCUUGGAUUUCAUCUGACUCUCAUGUCAGUAUUCCUCAACCAGUGUAUUUGGAGAACCCAAAAGAUCAAGGGUUCGAUUCGGUUCAAAUGGGGGUUAUGAGGCGGAAGCUGGAGGAGUUUGGAUUUGAUAAUGAUUUUUGUGAACCUGGGGAGUAUAGCUUACUUUGUCCUGAGUGCAAAGGUGGGGAUUCCAGCGAGAAGAGCGUAGCCCUUUUGAUCUCUCCAAAUUGGAGUUCAGCAGUUUGGAAUUGUUUUGGGGCAAAUUGUGGAUGGAAGGGUAGUAUACGGGCCUUUGCAGAUGGUAAGUCAACCUAUGGAAGCAUGAAUCAGAUCCCAAAGAUUAAGCACAAGAGAGAAAUUACAGAAAAGAGUUUGGAGUUGGAACCGCUGCGUGAUGAGGUUGUGGAAAUGAAGAAAUCAAAUAAAGAUAUGAAUGUGGAUGAAAUUAAGAACAAUGCAGUAAAAUGGACUGAAGAAAUGGAUGACGUAUUAUUUGAUGCACUACUGGAGCAACAAGAAAAUGGGAAUAUAGUUGAUGGAACUUUGUAUUCUGUUGCAUAUUUAAAUGCUAUGAAGAUAUGCUCUCAAAAACUUGCCUAUCCGUUUACUAAACGUCAGUUGAAAAAUCGUAUUUAUUAUUUGAAAACGAAAUUUAACACAUGUUUUGAAUUAUUCAAAAAUUUAAGUGGGAUAUCAUGGAGUCCAGAAACAAAAUUGUUUGAGGCUGAGCCAGAAGUAUGGAAGGCCCUCAUAGAGGAGAAACCAUCAGCUUCAAAAUGGAGGCAUACCAAAAUAAACCAUUAUGGUAAGUUGUAUGAACUUUUUGCAAAAGAUAGAGCUAAUGGUCAAGGUUUUGUUAGUGCAAAGGAAAAAGUUCUCAAAUGGGCAAUGGAUACUGGCACCUCAACUGGUUGUAAUUUAGACAACUAUGAGUCAAAUUCAGAGUGUGGGGAGUCUUCAAAAGGUACAAAAAGAAAUGAUCUAAUGGUUGAUUUAUUUGGGAAAGAGAUUGAAGUCAUUGAAUCUGGAAUUAACAAGGUAGCUGAGGCAAUUGAAAAAAGAAAUCUUGUUGCUGAGAGGGGACUCGAAAUUGCAGCAAAGAUAGUUGCAAUAGCUGAGAAAGCACGAGCUGAUUAUCAUUCAGACGAAGAAGUAUUUGCGGAACUGAUAAACAUUGGAGUUCCUGAUUGUAUUCAGUCGGAUGCAUUUUCGUUCCUUCUCAAAUGUUCUCAGCACAAAAGCGCAUUUUUUGGUGUUCCAUUUGACCGGCGUUUGGAAUUGCUAAAUAAGAUGAUGCACGGAGAAAAUGACCCUUGAAGAGUCACUAAUUAUUUGUUAUCCUAUUCAUUAAUCUCAGGAUUGAACCAACUCGGACUUUUUUACCAGUGAAAUGUUUGGAAGACAUCCAUUCAUAUGUACACAACACCUAUUAGUAGUGAAGCGCAGGGACUCGAACACGGGCACCUGAUCGGAGAGAUGGGUGCUCUACCAACUAGGCCACUGGGUAAUGUCCUCGUAAGCAAGUGAACUUGAUAAAUUAUAAUCCGUACAUUAGUGAAAAAUAUCUGUACAGCUUGCUGGUUUGGAGAUCUUCUGUGGCUUGUUAAAUUGCAGCUGAGUGGUUGUUGCCGAGAUCAGUUCUUAGGCAGAGAUGUGGUAGCAUGCUAGAAGUGUUUGUAAUAUAUGCUUUGGGGUGUUAAUGUUAUUCCCAGCUGUGGUGCGUAUCUUGUUUGGGUUUUGGAUGCUACAGUUGGGUGUUAUUUUUGUAGCUUCUGUGAUGAUCACUCCUUUUGUGAACUUAAAUAAUUAAAGGAAGUUGGGGAAAAGAAGGUGAAUGAAAAUGGUAUGUUAGCUCUAUAUGGCUACUCGGGUGGGCUCACCUGGAUGUCUCCAGGCCUGAGAUUUGGGGUGAUAAUGGAUCAAGGACUGAAUCUGGUUCUGAUACCAACUUUAAUAGGUGGCCGUUUAUCUAUUUAUUCAAAAAUUUAAGUUAUUGGGUUGUGCUGCAUACCCACUCAUUUAUACUCAUUUUACUUUCCAUCCGGAUCCGAUGUAGAACAACUACCCUUUGUUGUGGAGGCAAAUCUGUUGUUAAUAAAAUUCUUUAUAUUUCUUUCAA